Aspergillus ibericus CBS 121593 is the source of this 448-nucleotide messenger RNA. RefSeq lists its product as uncharacterized. The record is from RefSeq and is a predicted model, not a curated record. The coding region runs from base 49 to 234 and encodes 61 amino acids. The transcript is spliced from 2 exons. Lineage: Eukaryota; Fungi; Ascomycota; Eurotiomycetes; Eurotiales; Aspergillaceae.
CGACAAUACCGAGUAAUGCAGGAAUUUUCAGGCUUCAUUUGCACUGGAAUGUGCGUUGCUCUGAGUGCGGUUGGAUUCCGAAAGCUCCGUUCCAGCGCUUACGUGAUUCCUCUAUCACCCGCUCUCUAUCUAAUAGAACUCAUCGAGAUGCUCUGGUGGGACCGCAGGAAACAAGCGGGGUUGAUCUGUGGCGCGCACAUCCAGGGUUCUGUGGCUGGUGCCGGUCCAGCUUAAAGAUGGUCUGAUGCUCUAAAUUGGGUGGAAUGACCGAACGGUGGUUUCAACCCGAUAUGUUGCGCAAGGCUACCAACUAUUCAAAUAAGGUCCAGGUCCCUCUUGAUCAACUGGUUCGGAGAAACCAUCAUCAACCCGCUUGCCGUGAAUGGUGACUUAUCAACUCGGUAAAAUAACUGCACCAAAGAAGAGUCGGCAAGAUGUCGAACCUCAU